AUGUUCCAGUUAUGCAUCUUUUGUUCCAUUGGUGCUGUAUCUGCCAAUUGGAUUAGCUUUGGGAGUCUUGAGAUUUUUCAUCUUCCUUCAUGCUUGUCUGCUGUCUUAUCUUUUGCCAAAUGGAUUUCCUUUCAAAAGGCUGAUGUUAAGAGUUAUGUUGGCAGUCACAGGUCUUCCUAUAUCAACUCAAGGGGUUCCUUCUAAUGACUGCAAGAAAAAAGUAGUGAUUGCCAACCACGUUUCAAAUCUGGAUCCGUUCAUACUAGCUUUACUUAAUCCCCUAAUUUUGACCCUGGAAGCACCGUCCCCUCAGCUAGCAUCUGCUAAAGGAAAGUUGACCACGUAUGACAUUCCUGGAGACAGAGAUCACAGUGAUACCAUAAAUGUGGUCAAGAAUAAAAUGACAGAAUGUGAGGAGCCACUUUUAUUUUUUCCUGAGCGGUUAAAAACGAAUGGAAGGAGCGGUAUACUGAAGUUCAGCAUGCUGCCAUUUGAGUUGGACUGCCCGAUUCAGCCUGUUACCAUUCAAGCAUAUCGCUAUCUUUUUGAUAUUCGUGUGUCUACCCACUCUAGUACGCUUUUUGAAGAUAUUGCCUGGUGUUUCCUGACGCCAUUAACUUUAUUCAAGAUCAGAUAUUUGCCAGUUACAGAGAAGAAGAGGGAUGAGAGCAAAGAGGAGUUUGUUGUGAGAGUGCAGCAGAACAUGGCAAAGAGCAUGGGCUUGUCUGCAUCCCAGUUCACUCACCAUGACGUUAUUGAACAUAUAAAGUCUGUCACUACAAAAGAAAGAGUCCCCCCUCCAAGAAUUGAGCCUCAAAAAAGUCCUGAACUGACGAUGACAGCAUCUCCUCAGCCUCCGCAGCCAACACUGACCUCAUCAGAUGCUGAGCUCACCAAGAUGGUUAAGCAAGUGAAAGAUGUUCUUCCAGAUAUCCCGUCCCAGUGCAUACUGUCUGAUCUCAGGAAAACCAAGGACGUUGAUGCAACUAUUGCUAAUAUUUUGGAUGGCAGAAUAGAUCCUUCUCAGUGGAAAGAUACUCCUGAAAAGCCAAUGAUUUCUUUGUCACAGGGCCUGUCCUUCAAAGCCAGCAAUUUUGAAAACAAUGCCAGAGCAAGGCAGAUGUCAUUUCAGGAGAGGAAGCAAGCCAUGUUGGAAGCAGCAAGGCUCAAAUACCGGACCAAGCAUGGUCUCUAGUGUGUUCAUUUCGCUCACGGAAAGACUGCUACUCACUUCUGCCUUCAGUACAACCUUGCAAACCUGACAAGUUUUGAACCUCUGCCAUUUCAUAUAUCUUGCUGCCAUUUUUGUCUGUUUACUUUUCUUUUCCACCUUUUGUCGUUAAAUCUUUUUUUUUUUUAACUAUUGCUUCUAACUAAUUUAAUAAAUUACAGUGUAGGAAACUAAUAGCAAGCUUGCAUAAUAGGUCAGAGACUCUUCUUGUAGGCUACUAUCACUACUCUGUGGAGUUUUGUUUCAUUUUUCUCUGUUUGUUUACAAUUGAACACAGAUUAUUAUACCUUAUGAAGGACUUUAUCAGUUUGUUUGAGUUUACUGCAAUUUGAGUUGUAUGUGUUGCAUUGUUGCAACAUUAAUAAUGACAAUUAAAAUAUUUGGUAUUCUUCUACAAGUAGUUCUCAGUAGUUGAAUUGAUAUGAUUCCUCCUGAGUAGGGAUAAUUUUUAUAGAGCAUUUUUGUCUUUCUGCUGGAUGUUGCAUCCCUCUCUUGUGGGGUUGGCCCUGACAGGCAAGGUCAAAGCUGGCCUCCUGGAUUAUCUAAAUUGUGUUGAUGGAGGGGGGCUCAGAAAAAAAAAAAGACAGAAGCAUAAGCUAGAGCAAGACCAGUCUCUUGGCUUGAAUGACAUGAAGUACACCAUGUGACCUGGCUGCCUACCCCUGUCCUUGUAUUCCACUUGGUUCUCUUUUUCUUUCAACCACAUCGCAUACCCCCUACAUGAUAGAGGACAAUGCUGUGCACGUCAUCUACAUAUCCCUCACUACCUCUGCAAUCUUUUUUUUCCUGCCCUUCAGAGACCUUGUUUCAUCACUAGUCUUCAGUCAGAGUUACUAAUUAGUUUCUCUUGUAAGCCUGAUCAAUGAGUUAGGAAAAAGUGAGUCAUACCAAAAAAUCACAGCCAGUGUACUUGCUUUGUUUCAUUGUUUUCAGACCAGCACAAAAUGUUCGAGUUCUCUAUGUUUGGAAAUGAGUUUUGCAUGGCUUUAAUACAAAGAAUAAAUGGAAAUAGAAUCAGGACUGAGAUCUGAGUUUGAGCAAAUUGUGUUUUUGAAUUAUGCUUUUUCCGAGUUUGGUGUGCACCACUGUAGGCCCUACUAGUCUGUCAACACUUUUGUAGACUGACAUGUAAAACAAAGAAAGAGUUGAAUGUCCUCUGGUUUUGAAUUCUUGUGUCUCGUUUCUAGCUUUGUACUGUGUCCAGAUAUAUGAAGUGCAAGUAAGCUUGAGUGAAGUAUAGCUGUGUUUGUUUCUGUUUAGAAUUUGGCAUUGUUACCAAUGAUAUCUCACUUUGGAAUUGUCAUCAUCCAAAUGGAGCUCUGAACUUUCGAGACAUCUGCUUGCCCUUUGUCUGCUUUGAGCUUUGAAUGUUUUUAGUUAAAAUACAAAAAUAAUUUGUGACGGAGGUUUCACUUACAAACAAGUCAGUUUUCUAUGGUCCUCUGUAUGUGGUGAGGGCAUAAUGAUAUUAUCUUGUUUUCAUGGAAAUCGGAAACAUGCAGCUUUGCAACAUAAUUCGACCUCUUUGAAUGGUUUUAUAUUAGAUUUAUAUAUUUUUUAUGCCUUAAAAAAGUUUUCUUAAGUACCACCAGUGAAAUUAUUUGAGAUACCAACAUUUUAACUUUUUUUCUGCAUUCACGUCUCCAAUAUAACAAAAUAAACCUUUUGAUGGUGGUGGGAACAUUGCCCAGAUUGAGCUAUAUUGAGCUGUAAGUUUUUGGUGUUGAUAUAUGAACUACAUGUAUGAUUUGUAUAGUUCCUCAAAUGUUGUUUGUUGCAAGGUUUUAGUAUUAUCUCAACAUUUCACCAUGUAACCUGUAUUUACUCUGAGGAAACUUACUUAUGUGUUGGUCAGCAGUAGGUCUAUGUAUUUCAGGAAAGCUAUUUUUAUGAGGUUUUGCACAUGUGUAAAGCACAACAGUUUUAUUUCAAUGGCUCUUGCACCAUAGAAAUCAUAACAUGAUUUUCGAGGAAGAUGUUCAUAGAGGAAAGUAGGCCUACACAAAAGCUGAGGAUCUUCCUUAUUUUUAUUUAAGAUUUCUGAAUACCUUUGUUGCUAUAAUUUGUGGUUGUGUGGAAAGGCGAUUUGAGUGUUGACAAACGUGUAUAAAGAAAAGCAUCGGGAUCCUUUGCCCUCUCAGAAAAGGCUUUGCUUGUAUCUAAGUGAUCAACCUGUGAUUUCUUCGCCGAGGGAAGUCAACAAUCAUGUUUUUAUCCUUGAGUCUGUGAGCAGGAAGUGCUGAUCAUCAGGGAUAGGACUUUGCCAAACCAAAAACCUACUUGAUGACUACAAGGGAAAAAAGGGACUGUCUUAGUUUGGUAAUUUUGGAAAUCUCAUAUCGAACAGAAAAAGGCAAAAUUGUCUCUCUGCAUUCUCUUUACAUGGACCUUAAAUUUUUCUUCAUUUAAAAUAUCAUUUUCUACUGUUGUGUCAUGAGGCCCCUGUGGGAUAUAACUCAAAGUAGAAUAGAGUCAGGUAAUUUCGCCCCUUUCAAGCUUGUCUGACGGAUAACGUCAUGUUCUCUCAGCUAUCGCGACUGCUGUGCCUCAGUACUUGCUGGCUGCUAAAUUAAGCGACCUAAGAUGUUAAUUGAAACAUGAUUGGUUGGAUUUUGUUUCUCGUUUUUAAAAAUCCUUUUUAUUGUCGGGAAAAUUCGCCACCGUGUUCGCGGAAAUUCGCCAGUAGUUUUUUUCUCUUCAUGUUUCAUUCCCUUUUGUUUUGUUGUUGGUUUUUUGUUUCGUUUUUUGUUGUUGUUUCUGUUGUUUUUAUUUUCCAACUUUUAAUUUCAGAUAACAAGCAAAAAUAAAACAUAUUUUCACACAUAACAAUGGAAAAUAUUGCCAAUAUUGCAAUAUAAGGGCCCAUAAAUAUAACACUACGGUAACAUUAACAUUGUUACAACUUUGCUUAGGCUUGUAAGAAAGACUUAAGAUUAUUUAUAUCAUACAUUCAUUCAUCAAUGAUAUUGUCAUUGACGACAUCUAGAUCUAUUUCUUGGCUUUUUUCUGUUCUCUCUCCAAUUUCCUUUGCUUCGUCUUCUCCCUUCUCUCCUGCUUUACAGCCUCCUCUCUCUCUUUCUUUUUGUCAGAACCUUUUUCUAGUCAAUUAAUUCUUUGCUUGUGAGCAAUCCAUGGGACUUGAUUGCUCGAGACCGCUUUGGUGCUGGAGCUGUGGCUGGAAUAACAUCAAAAUAAAAAACUGUGCUUAAUUCAAUGUUCCAGUUCGCUGAUUGUUCUUGUAGAUCUACAGGUGGUAAAGAUGCUGGACCUGGAACAACUGUGGGGGCUUGGGCUUUCUCUAUCUCCCAGGGUGCAGGGUGAACAAUCCAUGGGGUUUGACCUGACGUAGGGACUUCUGCUGUCUCCCAGGGAGCAGGGUGAACAGUCCAGGAGGAAACUGUUUCUUUAAAGGGGAGUGCUGGAAGUUGUUGGUCUGUCAUGUCCAGGAGUUCUAUGACAUCCACUGGCUGCUCCAUGCUGGCAUCUGUCGGGUCAAUGCUCAGCCCAUGAAGAACCUUGCUGUCAAACGAGACUUCAUGUUGGACUCCAGCUGCGUCAGGGUCAGUGAUGGUGGCACUCUCUUCCCUGUCCUCAGCAGGUUCGAUCUGUGCAAUGCCCCUCAGAGCGUCUGAUGGAGCAAAGACUGACUCUGGGAUCCUGUGUCUGUUAAGAGGGAAGAUCCCAGUGGCCUGGAAUGUUGUUGCCAGUAGGUCUGGCCUCAUCGUGGUAUUCCAUGUGUUUCUCGACAGCCUUUGCCACAUCACCUUGUUGAUUGUGGAGCUGGGCUCUGAUGCCAAAAACUCUGUGCAGUUCCUUGUGUAGGCGGUCUUAAACGGUUUGAACACCACCUUGUCCAGAGGCUGUAGCACAUGGGUGGUGUGAGGAGGCAGGGCAAGAAUAUGCACAUCCUUUUUCUGUGCCAGCUCAAGCAUUUCCAGGACCUUGUGGCUAUGGUGGGAAUCAAGGAUCAGCAGCUGGGGUCUUGCCUCUCCACAGUUGGGUAGGAACACUUUCUGGAACCACUGCACACUGAUGUCGUCGUCCAUCCAGGCGUUCGCUUGGUAUGUCCAUACUGUUCCUUCAAGUCCAUCCUGGGUUGCGAAGGACUGGGCCGAUCUCACCGUUUUUCCCUUGACGACACAAAGGGGAGGCAUGGCUUGGCCAGCUGCGUUAAUACAGACCAGGGUGGUGACGCUCUCCUUUGAUGGGCUGCAUCUUGCUAUUACGUUUCGGGCCCCUUUCUGCUGAAGGACUCUUGAGCAGUCUGGCAAAAACUUCAGGCCAGUUUCGUCGCAGUUCCAAAUCUUUUUUGGUUUCUCCAGCAGCUGCAACUUAUGCAUGAUGGUUUCAAGAUAAUUAAAAUAACCAUUAAUUACUGGUCGAGUAGUCAUGGUCAGCCUGUUAGAGGCACAGUUUUGAGGAGUCCUGAUCAAAGGUCAGGACGCCUCUUCCUAAGGUCAGACCAGUAGUCUUUCCCGAGUAUCCCAUUUUUUAAUUGUGUUUUCAGCCUCAAUCUUUUCACGGCCCACCCUACUUUUAAUAAAACCUUUUUUUGUCAAGGGGAAGCCAGACUUGGAAGCCUUUAUCACCCUAUCUACAUUUGCAUUUUCAAUCUCCUCUGGGAUGUUUCUUUCCCUCCCCGCCCUCCUAUUUAUGUUAGAUCUCCCCGAAACAUGAUCAGCCAGUGUCUUCCGAGGGACACCGAACCACAGAACACCAAUACUAGCAAAAGGGACAAGCCCUCUUAUCGUGAUGGAAAAACGGGUUCUGGUUGGCUCAGACGGCCGCCAUCUUCUUAAUGCUGAGAUCAGCUGGGCUUUUUUUUUUGUGGCAAGCCCAUAGAGUUAUCUCCUUUUAAACUUUAGUGUACAUCUAUGGGCGAGCCGCACACACGCAGUGCACAGUUUGGUCUCACGGUAUGCCCAGUCUGUUUAUGUUUAUGACAUGACAGACUGAUUACGUAGGCCGACUGUGUGAACAAAAGGAGAGGCUAAAGCAGCACCCAAACACAGAUGGCUGGUGCCUCUAUAAAUGAAUUAUUAAUGGUUAUGGUUUAUGGCAAAAGGAAGUCCGUUUACUGAGAAGACAGGAUGGGCAGAAAACUAUUGCGUGACACUCGUACCUAGAUCUAGAAGAAGUUUCUUCUUUGAAAGGCUCUUCAUAGCCGUUGGGCUGUUAUUUUCACCCAGUAGUUACUGCUUCAGAAACUUUGACCUGUCAACUGUCACUUUGUAAUGUGUGCACUGAGACUGAGGGGGAGAGUGCGUUCAUGUGUGUGUGUGUGUCAUACACUAUUUAUACCAUUAGUUUUUAUCUUUGUCAUGUAUUGGGGCUCUCGUGGUCUAGGCAUUCGGCGUCACAAUCCUUUCGUUAAAAAGGUCGCGGGUUCAAAUCAGGACAGGGACACAAAAUUUUCUUCUCUAACCAGCUCGUCACAAUGAUGAUUGUAUGUCAGGGCUUUGGUCACAGUCAUUCCAUCCAAGGAAAGUGUCACUCUUUUCUCAUGUUUCCCCAGUGCUAAUGUUCUCAAUUGCAUCAUUUCCAACAGACUUUGACACAAACCGACCCCAGUCAGCACAGUCGAAAAUCCUGAGUGUUCUUGGGUGCGGGAGCUGAAACCCAAAGGAGCGGAGAAUAACGUAUGCUGAAGUGCUUCUAAAGUACACAGCGAGACACAACUCCAUAGCCUUUUUCUCUGUGUCCCAGUUGAUCCACUUUUUCACCCCCAUCAGGAUCUGAAAUAAAGCUGUUGGAACAAGUGGUAGGUCUUUUAGAAAAUUUUCCAGGAUUGCUUCUUUCCUCACAUGAUGAGAUGCUACUUAUUUGGCAUGGCGUUCCUCAACUCUGACCUUGGCUGCUUGUGCAGUUUUGCACUUCCUUUCAAGCUGCUUGUGCAGUUUUGCACUUCCUUUCAAGCUGCUUGUCUUUUUUCUUGAGGUUAUUCAAAGCAAGUUUGGUGUGCUCCAGCUCACGGGCCAACUUCUCAGGAUCUGGUUUGGAUGCAUUUAUCAUGGGCCUAUUACUGUCACUGUCACCAUCACCUGCAUCGUAUGCAGAGCUAGGGGUAGAAGCUUUGUCAGUAGGCCUAUCUAAUCGUCUCCUCUUUGAACUUACUGCAGACUCUCUUAUCUUGGGCGUAGGUCGUCGACGAUCUAUGGAUGGAGGAGGAUUUGGGCAGUUGACAAUGGUAGGCACAGCAGUCGGUAGCAAUCGAGAAUGCUGAAUGUCUGUAGGGCAGUUGAAGGCUUUCUCAUGAAAAUGUGCAGAGCACACCCUCUUCGACUUGAUGUCAGCAAUCUUCUCGUCAUCUCUCCUGAUGCUGAUGAUCCACUUCUGGCACCUGAACAAAAUUAAAGUAAGGGGCCGUUCAAAUAUAAUCUUACGCCCUGGAAGGGGGGGAUCUUUGGCUGAUGUAAUAAAAGUGUAAUAAAAAAGGGGGUGUUGGGGAGAGAGAAAGAGAAUGAGAGAUAAGGGGGGAAAAGGAGAAAUGCUGCUUUUAAGGGAAAGAGUGUGUUAAGGGUGUGGGGAGUACUUUCCCAGUGUAGCUCCACUGAAGAGACACAAAGUUGUGCACAGGAUGGAGGAAAAACGGAGGUUGAUGAAGAAGAUGACGAAGACCAGAAACUAGAAUAAGAGAACUUACAAGAACCUGAAGAUGCCCUUGUUUUUUUAAAUAUUUUUAAAAUAAUGAUGAAAAACCCCUUUGUAAUAUGACGUCUAAUUUCAUUACGUUAUCAGAAUUUGUAGUAGAUGUGUUUGUAGUUCCAACCUGAAAGUUUGUAAAUCUGCAACUGAAUUUUUGUUCUUGUCUUGAGUAGAUAUUUGAAUCACAAUGUAUUUUCCUUUAUUUGUGAUUUAAAGAAGCCUUAGUUUCAUAUUGUACAGUAUUUGGUACAUUGUAUUGCUUGUACAUGGUAUUCAUCUGUUUGCACCGGUGCCUGUGGCGCAAUGGUUUGACACUUUGCCGUUGAAUGUAGAGAACGUGAGGGGGCGGAAUUUUUCUCGAGUAUCUCAGUUUUUCUGCUGGGACGUUGGCCCCGACAGGCAGGGUCGAAGACCACCUCCUAAAUGAUCUAUAUAUAGUGUCGAUUGGGGGUGAAAACUUCUACAAAAACAAAACAAAAACAUCAUCUGUUUGUAAAAGGAUAAAACUAUUUACCACCCGGUAAAAAUAAAUGAAAGUUACAGUGUAAUUUUAAAAAGAUAAGCACGCAUAUCUUUACAAAUAAUAUUCCAAUAAUGUAAUCUUACAAGGGGGAGGGGGGUAGAGAUUGGGAAUAAAUAUAACAGAUGAAUCUACACAAUUCCCCAACUGGCGAAAUUACCCAGCUCUACUCUAAUUCUAAAAAUGUGACUUUGCUGCUUCAUCAACCCCGAGUUUUUGUGUUAAGUGCACGCUGGAGAUAUAUUAGCCCUUACCGUGGCAGUUGCAAUAUAUACGUACUUCUGUUGCUUUGUAGUUGUGAUUUGUAAAUUUAAAAAAAA
Messenger RNA from Aplysia californica (California sea hare), 8716 nucleotides. Its product is annotated as ancient ubiquitous protein 1. Gene Ontology annotation, molecular function: ubiquitin binding; acyltransferase activity. The record is from RefSeq and is a predicted model, not a curated record. Gene Ontology annotation, cellular component: membrane. Lineage: Eukaryota; Metazoa; Mollusca; Gastropoda; Aplysiida; Aplysiidae.